Messenger RNA from Penicillium mononematosum, 357 nucleotides. RefSeq lists its product as uncharacterized. The record is from RefSeq and is a predicted model, not a curated record. Lineage: Eukaryota; Fungi; Ascomycota; Eurotiomycetes; Eurotiales; Aspergillaceae. The transcript has a single exon. Bases 1 to 357 code for a protein of 118 amino acids.
AUGGGAAAGUCCGAUUGUUUCAAGGUUGCGAAAACAUGCGAAACAUCUGCGAAGCCUGUCGACAAAGGUGGCCGAUACAAGAACGUUGAGGUGGUCAGCGGCUAUAGCUUGGUAUGCGGCAUAACGAGAUUUCAAUUCAUCAUCAUCAUUCGCCAGCCUGCAGCCUUUUGUCGACACCGCAUAGGAAGAGUGGGCAAAUACGUCCUUGUCCAUCUCAUAAAAGCCUCCGAAAACGAUGGGGAUUAUCCACAACUCCUGAACCCGGUCCCGGAAAGUGUCAGACUUGGAAAUAUCUUCCAGUUCACUGAGACCGCUGCUUGUUACAAUGAAGCGCAUGCUCUUGAAGUGCCGAUCUGA